Molecule: messenger RNA, 1648 nt
Organism: Lycium ferocissimum
Lineage: Eukaryota; Viridiplantae; Streptophyta; Magnoliopsida; Solanales; Solanaceae
Product: geraniol 8-hydroxylase-like
Exons: 5
Coding region: 59-1561 (500 amino acids)
Molecular function (GO): heme binding; oxidoreductase activity, acting on paired donors, with incorporation or reduction of molecular oxygen; iron ion binding
Source: RefSeq, a predicted model, not a curated record
UCGUACCUAUUUCUUUUAAGUAUGAUGAUGUUGUUAAGGAGAAAAACAGAAACAAACCAUGGAUUACAUAGCCAUUUUUGGAGGAUUAGUCCUUGCCUGGACUUUGGUCAAAAUCCUCUGUCUGGUACAAGAAAUUAGAAGCAGAGGAUAUAACAACAGGAAACUUCCACCAGGUCCAAUCCAUUUACCCUUCAUAGGUAAUCUUCAUAACUUACUAGGUGAACAACCACACAAGUCCCUAGCAAGGCUUGGCAAGAAAUAUGGUCCAAUAUUCAGCCUGAAAUUGGGGAACACAACCACAAUGGUGAUAUCUUCAUCAGCUGGUGCUAAAGAAGUCCUUCAAAAGCAAGAAUUAGCAUUUUCAAGAACAGUCCCAGAUGCAAUGCAUGCCCACAACCAUCACCAAUUUUCUGUAAUAUGGCUGUCUAUGGAUAAUCGAUGGAGACAACUCCGGAAAAUCUUGAAUACUUAUAUCUUCUCAGGGAACAGGCUUGAUGCAAACCAGUAUCUGAGGUCUAGGAAGAUCAAAGAACUUAUUGCUUAUUGCCAGAAGCAUAGCCAAACAGGGGAGGCAGUUGAUAUUGGCCAAGCUACUUUCUAUACCUCAUUAAGUUUACUUUCCAAUACCAUUUUCUCCAGGGAUUUUGCCGACCCCUAUGUAAAUUCAGGUAAAGAAUUUAGAGAAUUAGUUUGCAAAUUUAUGAAGGAGUUUGGUAAGCCCAACAUUGUGGAUUUCUUCCCUAUUCUAAAAAGGAUGGAUCCUCAAGGGAUUAGGCGACGUAUUAGCAUUCAUGGGGGGAUGUUGCUUAAGCUUUUUGAGGGGUUAAUCGAUGAACGCAUGGAGCACAGGAAGUUGCAAACUCGUACUAGUAGCAACGACGUUCUUGAUGUACUGCUCAAUGUUAGCCAAGAAGAUCCCAAGGCAAUUGAAAAAAAGGACAUAGAACAUAUGUUCCUGGACCUUUUUGUUGCUGGAACUGAAACAACUUCAAAUACAGUGGAAUGGGCAAUGGCAGAGGUCAUGAAAAACGCAAAUGUAAUGAGAAAAGCCCAAACCGAGCUCGAAGAAGUUAUUGGCAAAGGCAAAGUAAUAGAAGAAAAAGAUAUUUCCGUCCUCCCUUAUUUGCAAUGCAUCGUGAAAGAAACCAUGCGAUUACACCCACCGGGCCCCUUUUUCUUGCGCAAUGCCAAACAAGACGUCGAGGUGUGUGGUUACUUUGUCCCUAAGGGCUCUCUAGUUGUAGUUAAUGUUUGGUUAAUGGGCCGCGACCCAAAUAUUUGGGAGGACCCUUUGGUAUUUAAGCCCGAGAGAUUUUGGGGUUCGGAGUUUGAGGUUCGAGGCCAAGAUUUCGAGUUAAUUCCAUUUGGUGGGGGUCGGAGAAUAUGCCCUGGCUUACCUUUGGCAAUGAGGAUUGUUCCGGUUAUAUUGGGUUCAUUGUUGAAUUCAUUUGAUUGGAAGGUUGAAGGGGAAAUAGCACCAAAAGACUUGGACAUGGAAGAAAAGUUUGGUCUUACAUUAGCAAAAUCGUGUCGUCUACGCGUCGUACCUAUUCCACUUUGAAGGUUUGUCACACAUUGGCCUUGUACCAUGAUCUAACGGAUCUAUAAACUAUUUUUGAAAGUAGAUGGGCAAAUCUAAAGCUUUUAU